Molecule: messenger RNA, 5715 nt
Organism: Torulaspora globosa
Lineage: Eukaryota; Fungi; Ascomycota; Saccharomycetes; Saccharomycetales; Saccharomycetaceae
Gene: BNI1
Product: formin BNI1
Exons: 1
Coding region: 1-5715 (1904 amino acids)
Biological process (GO): actin filament bundle assembly; mitotic actomyosin contractile ring assembly; barbed-end actin filament capping
Cellular component (GO): cell division site; mating projection tip; cellular bud neck
Molecular function (GO): small GTPase binding; actin binding
Source: RefSeq, a predicted model, not a curated record
AUGCCUAGAAACUCUCAGUCAAAAAAUGGUGGCGGCGGAGGUUCGGCAAAUAGCACGUCCAGUUCUGGGCUUCUAAACAACUUAAAGCGCCUCACCAACUCCUCCGGUGGUCAUAAUGGAUCGCAGCACCGAAUAGAAACCUCAGAUAUCACAUCGCCCAAGAAAGUUAGCGUACCGAGCAGGGUUUCGAAUGCGACCGACCUGCGACCUUUGAACAAGAAAUCGACCUUGAAUAUGCAGAACUUAUCACAAUACGUCAAUGGAAAGUCCUCUGGUGAGUCGAUAGUGUCAGGCCAUUCCAGGGCGCCUUCUAUUCAUUCUGGCACAAAAUACACCUACUCGAGGAGGUCUUCGGCACAGCUUUCCACACUGGCAGGUGGUUCUGUGUUAACCAGAGAACCAACCAAUCAGAGCUUUACCUCUUCUAGCCUGCAUUCGCAGGGCUCUCAAUCCAAUUUGGCGAAGUUUAUGACAUCGGAUGGCAAGAUCAAGUUGGAUAUGCCGAAAGACCACCGCGAAAUUGAGACUCUAUUCGAAGACAUGAUGUAUAAGCGGAACAUUCUCCAAAAUCUAUCGCCAGAGAAACAGCAAGAUCUUAUGGAUUAUGACGUUGAGAAGAAAUGGUUGAUUGUGAAGCAAGAUCUACAAAAUGAGUUGAAAAAGGUUCAUAAUAACGCAGGUGGGGCCACGCAUGCUUCAUUGGCUUUCGGGUCAAUAGCAGCAAACAGCACUACCCACUCUCAAUCCAUGAACCACACGUCUCCGCGAUCUUCUGUGACUUACGAUUCCUCGCUACAUGCGUCGAAACCCUCCAAGAAGAAUAGUACUUCAUCCCAUGGAUCUAAACCCGGUAGUAAGAGCAAAUUGAAUCAACUGUCUGAAAAGGCAUCGAACGGUUCCGGUUCAACAACAGCGAAGCUCAACUUACCACCUAUACACUAUGUCAAAAAGAUAAUUGCUGAUAAACUUACCAACGAUGACAUGAAUGAUUUAUGGGUCACUUUACGCACAGAGCAACUAGAUUGGGUAGAUGCCUUUCUAGAGCACCAAGGCCACAUAGCGAUGGCCAACGUACUCAUUACAUCCAUCUAUAAGACAGAUCCGAAUCAACCACUAACUGCUGAAAUACUGGAGAAAGAGAACUCUUUUUUCAAAUGCUUCAGGGUGCUAUCUGUUCUGUCCCAAGGUCUUUACGAGCUUUCAAGGCACAGUAUCAUGACCGAUACGAUAGCGAAUGGUCUAUUUUCGGUGAGACUUGCGACUAGAAAGAUGGCUACCGAAAUUAUGGUCUGUAUGCUGGAGAGGAGAGAUAAGGCUAGGUUUGAAGCGGUUCUCAAUGCUCUAGACAAGAAAUUUAAGAUUGGCGAAAAUUUGCAUAUGGUACAUUACAUAAAAAGCCUGCCUCAGCACUUUAUCCACUUUACUCCCGAUAGCCACUUUAAGGUUAUACAGUCAUGGUUAUUCGCCGUGGAACACACUUUAGAGGGCAGAGGCAAGAUGGGGUCGCUUGUCGGAGCAUCCGAAGAUUAUAAGGCUUCUGGUGGCGAGAACGCCAUUUUAGAGUACUCCCAGUGGAUAAUGGUAUUCAUGAACCAUUUUUGUAAUGGAACUGAUGUGGUAAACCAAAGGAUUUUGCUCAGGUCUAGACUUGAGAAUGCCGGCGGAUUAAGAAUUAUGAACAAAUUCAGGCUUCUGGAUUACGACAAGCUUACAGAACAAAUUGAAGAUUAUGAAAAUCGUAAACUUGAUGACCUCAAUUCAAUACUCGAAACAAAUGCACAGGAUUCGAAUAUUAAUAUGGAAGAUUCCGUAGCGUUACUAAGGCAACUAACAGAUCAUUGCAAGGGUACUGAAAACGAAAAAUUGCUCAAUUCACUAAUCAAACAUCUGUUUCUUUCUAGCAAAAGAUUGCUAGAGGAAAAAGAAGAUCCUACCAAACUUUCUAAGCAGUUGAAAUUGAUGGAUUCCUUGAUGACGAAUGUUUCCGUAUCUGCAGUUGACGAGUCAUCAAGUAUGAACAUGGCCAUUCAAAGGCUAUAUGAUUCAAUGCAAACCGACGAAGUUGCUCGUCGUGCAAUUUUGGAGAGUAGAACUUUGACAAAGAGGCUCGAGGAGAUUGAAGCUGAAAGGGACUAUCUGAACGAAAAGCUAAGUAAAGCUGGAAACGGUUUGAUAGGACAGCUGGAGGAGGAGUUGAAGCAAAGAGAUAGAAUCCUGGAUAAAAAUCAAAGGGUUACGCUACAACUUCAAAGCGAGUUAGAAGAGUUGAAGAAAAAGCAUCUAUUAGAGAAACAUGAACAUGAAGUAGAGCUGCGCAAGAUGUUGACUAUACUCAAUUCACGGCCAAAUGAAGAAAUCAAUCUCUCUGGCGCUUUAGGUACUCGCAUGUCUCCAGGGACCUUGGAUCCCGAUAAGAAAAAUAGCAUACAAAAAGCUCUACAAGACGGUUUGCGAAAGACGGAAAAGGACUUUAGCAUCGACUCAAAAAGGUUUGGCAUAACAGUGCAACCCAACAAGAGACUUAAAAUGUUACGUCUUAGAAUGGAGGAUAUAGAACAAGAGGCCCGGCAACUUGAGAUGACAAAUUUUGCUGAUCAUGAAAAGAAGAUCCUGCAAGCGCCUGUUCAAAUGAUUAAGAAGGGAGAUCCCAAAAUUGAAGAAAAUAUUACGGCUAACAAAUUAAGUCAAUUGAGAAAAGCGCUCGCAGAAAUUCAAAAUGAAUCCAAUAGUAUCUCAAAAUUCAAUGUCGACGAAAGAGUUAAGGAACUUUUCAAUAAUAAAAGGCUUGUCGCGUUACAGAGGCUUAGAGACCUCGAAGCUAUGUAUGGUGAUUACAGAGCUGAUAGUAAUUCGGAAAUGCUCUUUAGCGAUCCGUUGGAAGCUAACAGCUUAGAUCCCGUCGAAAAUCUUGGACUCUCAACAUUGGAUCCGAAAGCGGUAGAAGCAAAGCUUGCAGAAAUUGAUCGAGUAACUUCAGAAUUGACAGCACUCAAAACUGAGCUGCAAACUACCGAUCUUCAAGCAAAGGCAAAGCUCGCGCGCUCUCUCGAGAAGCUGCAAAGUAUAAGCAAUGUGGCAUCCGAGGUUCCUAGCGAGAAAUCGCUAACUUUCGAGGGCGGUUCUUUCCUUGAAGCUCUUUCACAGAAAUACGCAACAGGAGCUGAUCGAAGAGAUUCUUCACUUCAGAGUCAUCAUGAGAUUGAUAUUGAUAAGAAGAAGAACAAUCAAAGGAGAUCGUUUGUAGAGCGAAUGAAGAGGCAGAAUAAAAUCAAUCCGUCAAUCGCCCAGCUUUCCGGUGGAUUGGAAAAACAAAGUGAACUGGAGACUGAUUCUGCCCCGGAAAGUUUGAUGAAAGAAGAAAAAGUAUUAGAGUGUCCUGAGCGUGAGAAUGAUUCAAAUUUGGUCGGCGCAGUUAAGGAAACUACUUCAGAGGAAGAAAUGCCUGCCAUUUUGCCACCUGUUGCACCACCAUUACCGGAAAUGAUGAGCAAAUCUAAAGAAUCUGAAUUGUCGAAUUCUCCUCCUGCGCCCCCACCUCCACCAGCUUUCUUUAACUCAGCGAACAAAAUUAGCCAUAUACUAUCACCUCCACCGCCUCCACCACCUCCUCCGCCUCCUAAUUUUAUAUUCAAGAGUGAAAUUCAAGUUCCACCACCACCUCCUCUUCCAUCAUCUUUCACACCCGGAAGCUCAAAGUCUAGCACCCCCCCUCCACCGCCACCUCCUCCCCCAAUAGGACGUGCGGCAAAGAUUGACCGAAGUACAUCGUCAUCACCCCUAGUUCCGGAGUCGCCUUCUCCCUUUAACAGCUACCCGCGUGCUCGAAAGAAGCUGAAGCAGCUUCACUGGGAAAAACUGGACUCAACCGAUGAUUCAAUCUGGUCAUCUGGCAAAGCAGAAAAGUUUGCUGGUGAUUUAUACGAGAAAGGUGUUCUUGCAGACUUAGAGAAGGCCUUCGCAGCUCGGGAAAUCAAAUCUUUGCGCGCUAAAAAGACAGACGACCUGGAUAAGAUUACAUUCUUAUCACGAGACAUCUCCCAACAGUUCGGAAUUAAUCUUCAUAUGUACUCCCAGUUACCUGUUGACGAAGUGGUAAGAAGAAUUCUCAAAUGUGACAAAGACUUUUUAGGAACGCCAAGUGUAAUUGAAUUUUUGUCGAAACCUGAAAUUAUUGAAGUGACAAAUAACCAGGCAAGGAAUUUCGCACCAUACUCUACCGAUUGGGAUGGAGUUACCUCAUUAGAAGACGCCAAGCCUCCAGAAAAAGAUCCGGCCGAGCUACAAAGAGCGGAUCAAAUUUAUUUGCAACUGAUAUACAAUUUGCAGACAUACUGGGGUUCGCGUAUGAGAGCGCUUAAAGUGGUCACUUCUUAUGAGCGCGAGUAUUCAGAGCUUAUGUCCAAACUACGAAAAGUCGAUAAAGCCGUUGCCGCUAUCCAACAAUCAGCUAAUCUGAGCAAUGUAUUCAACGUAAUCUUGGCAGUUGGAAACUAUAUGAAUGAUGCAUCUAAGCAAGCCCAUGGGUUCAAACUCUCCACCCUGCAGCGACUGACUUUCAUCAAGGACUCCGAUAAUAACAUGACGUUUUUGAACUAUGUCGAGAAGAUUGUUCGAGAUAACUAUCCGUCCUUUAAUGAUUUUUUGCUCGAUCUCCAGCCAGUAUUGGAUGUCGUCAAAAUAUCCAUCGAGCAGUUGGUACAUGAUUGUGACAGCUUCAGCCAAUCCGUCAUAAACGUCCAGAGAUCCGUCGAGAUUGGUAAUCUGAGCGAUUCGUCCAAAUUCCACCCCCUCGACAAGGUUCUAGCGAAAGUAUUGCCCGUUUUGUCGGAGGCGAGCAAGAAGGUUGAGCUUCUGGAUGAGGAGGUAAAACUUUCCCUCAUGGAGUUCGAAAGUUUGAUGCAGCGAUAUGGUGAAGAUUCCGCUGAUAAAUUUGCCAAAAAUUCGUUUUUCAAGAAGUUUGCGGACUUCAUCAAUGAAUACAAGAAAGCGCAAGCCCAGAACCUCAAGGCUGAAGAAGAAGAGAGAUUAUAUCAAAAACAUAAGAAAAUGGUAGAGGAACAGCAAAGAAAGGCAGAAGCAAAGGAUAAGUCAAAUAAUGACGCCGGAGAGCACACUUCUAACAAUGCCGAAGCGGAAGACAGGCGUGAAAUAAUGGAUAAAUUGCUUGAACAACUGAAAAAUGCCGCUCCAGCCAAAACGGAUCCUUCCUCGGCGAGAAAAAGGGCAAUGAUAAGGAAAAAGCUACUUUCCGACAAGGACGCCACGUCCAAUGCGUUACAGUUUAUUGACAACGAAGAAGACAGCAUCAUAUAUACUCCCGAGAAGAAUGACGGCAAGGACCGAAGACCAGAGGAGGAUAGACCAACUCUGACAGGCUCGCCUUUAGCGAAGGAAGCCGACGAAUCUCAAGGCGAUGAGCCUAUUGUAGACCGAGCGAAGGCACUUCUACUUGGUUUGAGAGGUGAUGAGUCCCCAAGCAAGCGGAACACUACACUAAGCGGUCACAAGGAGAAACUACGUGCACGUCGAAGGAAAACAAACACAGAGAUAUCUCCCAAUGAGUCAUUUUCCUUCAGUGAAGGGAUAAGAGAAACGGUAAGCUCCGCUGACACUGACUACUCAAAUGAUACUAACAAUCUCAACCUGACGCCUUUAAAGGAACCUAACCAUCCUGAAAAAGACAGAGAUACUGCCACCAGCGAGACAUUAUUAUAA